Messenger RNA from Musa acuminata AAA Group (dessert banana), 1401 nucleotides. RefSeq names its product dehydration-responsive element-binding protein 2A. Gene Ontology annotation, cellular component: nucleus. Gene Ontology annotation, biological process: positive regulation of DNA-templated transcription; response to stress. The transcript is spliced from 3 exons. Gene Ontology annotation, molecular function: transcription cis-regulatory region binding; DNA-binding transcription factor activity. The record is from RefSeq and is a predicted model, not a curated record. The coding region runs from base 364 to 1164 and encodes 266 amino acids. Lineage: Eukaryota; Viridiplantae; Streptophyta; Magnoliopsida; Zingiberales; Musaceae.
GAACUCUUCCUCUUUCAUCGUAUCAGAAAACUAGUCGAGCCCCUCAAGGUGGAGGGACAGUAGCCCUAAUCCGAGGAGGAGGAAAGAACAGCAUGGUCAUGAUGAUGAUGGAGCCUAAUAGACGACAGAGGGCGAUUGAGCCGUGGGAUCUUGUGAGGCUAUGCGAGCGCAACGAUUUGGCUCUCUGAUUCGCUUUGGGAACAUAGAUCAAGGACAAGGAAAGUACGCAGGGGGAGGAAUGGCUCUCAUUCUGUGGCAGAGACUAUUGCUCGGUGGAGAGAGCAUAAUCGCCAGCUUCAGUGUUCCAUUGAUGGUGAAAAGCGAAUUCGAAAACCUCCGGCAAAGGGAUCAAAGAAAGGUUGCAUGCGAGGCAAAGGAGGACCGGAAAACCGCAGUUGUAGAUACCGCGGUGUAAGACAGCGCACCUGGGGCAAGUGGGUUGCUGAGAUUCGAGAACCAAAUCGCGGUAAUCGCCUUUGGUUGGGAACCUUCCCAACUGCAGUCCAAGCUGCUCUAGCUUACGAUGAUGCUGCAAGAGCCAUGUAUGGAACUUCAGCCCGCAUCAAUCUGCCUGGAGGUGUGAGGAGGGAUUCGAGCGAGUCUACCACAACCUUGCAUCAUUCCGAUGCGAUUGGUGCCUCCGUGUCCAGUGCAGACCAAAUCAAAUUUCUUAUUACCAAGCUGAAAGAUGAGGCUCAUUCCGAUCGUAUGAAUGUCUCUGGCUCCCGGGAGAGCAUUAUCGAGUUUCCAACAGUGGAAUUAGAAGAUGAGGGUGGACGUAACGAGGAACCAUCAUUCGUAGCUGAUGCUUGCAACGUGGAGCUUUAUCAGUCUGAUGCACCUGAAGGUGAAUUCUCCAUAGAAGAUAUGCUGAGAAUUAUGGGCGCCGAUGCUGACAACAGUGACGCUGACCAUUUUGGUGCUGUUGGUAGAGAAACAAACUGGCAGUGCACUGAUCCUGUGGACAUGUCGUUGGACGUUAGGCAUACAGAUGCCCCAACAGUAUGGGACAUUGAGCAAAAUCCUUUUGACUAUAGCGAUACUCUUUUAAGGUCCCUGGGUGAAGACUGGGAAUACGGCCCGGGGGAAACGCCCAAUACUGUGGACUUUGGAAUUUCUUGUGCAGACUUGCUUUCAAGCCCCGAUAGAUGGUACAAAUCUUAGAAGAUCCGUUGUUCUCCUAUUCAGCAUAGUUUCUCGUUCUCUGUGUAUUUUUUCUAGGAGGCGAGAAUUGUUCUAUCUUCCUUCCCUUUCUGUCGUCCUUUUGGCGAGUGCGAGGUCUUAGGCAUUUUGUUUUAUAUAAGCUUUGUAUAGCUUUCCGCUAUAAUGAGUUGCUGUAGAUUAUGUCGGUCUUAUGCUUAAACUUGUGUCUUCACUGUGGAAUUUUGGAUUUUAGGGAUC